Zychaea mexicana is the source of this 1921-nucleotide messenger RNA. RefSeq lists its product as uncharacterized. The coding region runs from base 390 to 1802 and encodes 470 amino acids. Lineage: Eukaryota; Fungi; Mucoromycota; Mucoromycetes; Mucorales; Lichtheimiaceae. The transcript is spliced from 3 exons. The record is from RefSeq and is a predicted model, not a curated record.
AAGAAAAACAAGAAACAUGUCCUCCCAACCCGUUCAAACUCGAUUACUCUUAUUUGGAUACCCUGCCACUUGAAGAAUCGGUCCUCUUGACAGGCGCACUAUUGAACUUUUUGCAGAAUAUCUGGAUCCAAGCAGACCCAAACAAAGAUUUUGUGGAUGCAGUUUAUGAAGAUAUCAAGGCAUUGCAAACGCGUCAUCUCACUGCCAUGUACGAACACACGGCGAGAAACAUCAUCAGCUUGGAACAAAAUUAAAUAAAAGCACAUGCCUAAAGUGUGUAACCAUCUACACAAAACCUUUCAUUUUCAAAUUGUUUGCACACACAGAGAAAGAGAGUGUGUGUUUCUCUUUUCCUAUCAAGCCUAUCAAGAAGCAAGUUAUAUAUAUACAUGAAUCGCCAACACCACCUUGAAAAAGAACAGCAAGACGAGAACAAUGACGAACAAGUUGAUCCACCCCCCUUACCCAUCCAAUUCCAACUGUUAUAUAAUUGGGAAGCCAGUGCCGAACAUGACGCGCUACUGAAAAACAAGAUCCGCAUGUUUCCUACCUUUAAAUGCGACUGGCAUGGCACAAGCGUGUAUCGCAUCAUGGAUCACGAUCUAGGCCACCAUUGCAUCUCUGCGGUGGAUUUCUUGCUACCGCAUUUCCCAUUCUGUGAUGUGUGGGUGUCUGUGGAAAAGGCACGGCACAUGGUGUCGAUCUUGGGCGUCGAGGCCGAGUUGCAAAACCUGUUGACGCAUCAAUUGGACGAGGCCUUUUCGACGGAUAAUUUGGCACGCAACGAGUUGGUUCACAAUUGGAAAAUCGAGUCGAUUCCCAACGUUGUUUAUUCGACGCGUGCCUUGCUGGAGACGCCGGUGUUGGAUGAUGUGUCGAUCUUGGUGGGAUCGCGCAAGAUACGGACACAGAUUUCAAGAAUUCGACAGCCCGGCAUGGUGUGUAAGGAUCGGUUGGAGAAUGGAUUGGUGCGUUGGGCUGUGUAUGCCUAUGAAGCGUUUCAUCAUCAGCAGCAGCAACAACAAGAGCAAGAAGGAGAAGGUUUUUAUAAUGAUGAUAGCGUACAGACGGAUAAGUACGGGAAAUCGGUGGCCAAUGCAAUGUGGGACGUCAUGCAAGGACUGUUGUACGAUUUACAAACAUUGGCACUGGGUGGCAGUGGUUCUAAUAAUAAUGAUAAUAAUAAUAAUGCAACUACGGCUCGGGUAUUAUCGGACAACAUGGUCGUCGGGAACAUGCCGCUCAAGCGUGAAUACUUGGCACAAGGCGCAUCGUUACAGAACGUGUACUUGGCAAGCAUGGUUGAAAAGAUACAUCAUGAAACCCAAGCACUCGGAUUAUUAUCGGCGUCCUUGAUCCAUCACACUCAAAGAAGAAGAAACAAGCAUGAUCAUCAUCGAGCAUCGUCCAUGACCCUAGCUAAUAAUAACAGCAAUAACAGCACGAGCGAUUAUCAUACUUCAAUCCCAGCAGCAGCAGCUCCGACAGCGACAACGACAACGACAACGGGUGGUGGGACAACCGGUGUAAGCGUCGAUCCACACAUGAUGUUGCACGACCGAAUGGAUUCAUUAGAACAGGAAAUCUAUCGCAUGAAACGCAAGUACAAGCGACGAACAGACGACAUGCAAUCCGAGUUCCAGGAGUUGCAGCAACAAAUCCUGGCGCUGGAAGCUUGGAAGAUUCGCAGUGAACGGGCACGAAGGAGCGAGCGGAUAUGGAUCCUGAUGAUAUCAUUGUCUCUGUUUGUCGGCUUUUGGACAAUUCGAGCAGUAACAGCAGCAGCAGCAGCAGCAGUCUAGUGCUAUUACGCUCGUCCCGUUCGUCCCAUUUCCCAUUUCAUUAGUGCUUGUGUAACACUAGGAUCGUCGUCUUUUAGCGUUGUGUUUAUAAUACCAUUCCCUCCCCCCUUACUGUACAU